Molecule: messenger RNA, 4512 nt
Organism: Lodderomyces oxycetoniae
Lineage: Eukaryota; Fungi; Ascomycota; Pichiomycetes; Serinales; Debaryomycetaceae
Product: DNA-binding protein
Exons: 1
Coding region: 1-4512 (1503 amino acids)
Source: RefSeq, a predicted model, not a curated record
AUGCCAUCGAGUUUAGUCGCGUCUACGCGACAGUGCAAGAGCGCUAAAUCAGCUUCGGUGGUGCCAAAGAAAAGAGCGAGUCCAGCGACGGGUAAGAGACGAACGGCAAACAAAAACAAGAGUAGUUCAUCAAGCAACAAAUCUGAGUUACUGCAAAAGAAGGGUGGUGUUUCAGCAGCAGGGUCAUCAAGUAAGAAAAGUCGGAAAAUUCAGGAGCCGCGUACUUGUGCAAUUGAACUCAAUUCUUCACCCAUCAAGAUCAAAGACGAGUUGCUGCUGAUAAGUGACAAAUAUGAAGUUUCAAUGAUAAAAAGGAAAAGCGUCAUGUUUUCGGACGACUUGGUGCUGGAGUCGCCCAGCUCUCCAGAUAAGUGUCUCACUCCUAAAAGAUCCAUUUUGAAACCGUGCGACCUGAACUCCGUUAAAGAGCUUGUUGACCCUAGCAAUACUAAGCUAUGGGAAAACUCUAAUAAGAGCAAGUCGUAUGGCCCACAAAAUCCAAGUUUUUGGUUGCAAGGCACCGUGGUGCAGAUUACCACAAAUGCCGCUGAAUUGCCUCUAUUGGUUGAAGGGUGCUUAUCAGUAUUGACUAGAAAGUCAUUCACUUUGAGAUUCGAAGUGUAUGCUACACUCAAUGGCAUAUGCAAGUCAAACUCAAACUCAACAUUAUUACAUCUUUUUACUCAACGUUAUGGAGAUUUUAAUGAAACUUCAACACGUGUAAACAGCAGCUCCACAACUACAACUACAACUACAACCACCAGCAAUGUCGAACGCACGCUACCGACAAUUCUUGAAGCGUUAACAGAACAAGCGAUAAAGGAUAUUCAAGAGAUGGAAAGCCAGAUAUUCAAUGAGCGUACUGACAAGGAGAAUCCACCACCUUUAGCCAAGAAUGAUCCCUUUCAAGUGAGGGCUGUAAACCAAGCCUUGAAAUUGCUAAGCUUUUUUAUGUCUGCGGUAGAAUUUACAAAUCGCUUGUCUAUUGAGUGCAUUGAAUGGAUAUACCUACAUUCUAGCUACAUGUUGACACAGCCGCGAAUUUCCAAGAAUUUGGUUUCUCCAUACUUGACUUUAAUCAAGGAAUUUAAUCUUGAUCCCGUUCGAAAAAACGCGCUUUUUGAAAAUAAUGAGUUGAUUGAGAGAAUGAUAUUUGCAAUUGUCAAUCUGAAUACUUUUGCCAGUGUUUCUUUACUCUCAGAGAAGUUUUUGUGCAUCAGAAAUUACUUGACUAAUUUUCCUAAAUUUAUGGCAAAUCAUGUUGAUUACUGGUUUCAGGUUCUUUUGGUUAAUCUUUGUAAUAUUACUCCUACAUUGUUUUCAAGGUGGUUGCCGAAUGGUGUUCAAUGUUUGUUAGAAGCAGCCAAGUUGUUUUUGGACAACUUGAGUGUUCAAAGCUUUGUGAAAAAAUUAUUAACUUCAACAGCUUUAGAUUCCAUAAAAUCGUUAUCACUGAACGACACUUUUGUUUUGCAUUCUGAUGCAAAGAGUUUAACUCAUUUCAAGUUGAUUGAUUGCGUUAUUUCGAGACUCAAAGAAUUGAUACAUGUAAAACAAUAUACAUUGGCCAUGGACAUGUGGAUGAGUUUAACAAUGUUAGUUGGUAACGGGGAGGCACCCUUUGAACAGUGGGAAUACUUGAAUGAGUGGUUAGAAAUUCCUCGAUAUUGUUUCAAUUCUCAAGAUCAAUCAGCAAGAUUGUUGGCUAUAAAUUGUUGGAAGGCCGUUUGCUUCAAUGUAUGCAAAAACGAGAUGGGGAGUAUUAAAAAAGAAUUGGAGCUUGCGCUUUGUUCACCAAAACGCAAAAGGGAGCUGAAUCCAUUAAACCAGGCUACGAAAUUGAAAAUAAAAUUAUUAACACAUAUGUUUUGCAUUUUCGACAUAUCAAUGGUGGACACAGAUGUGGCGAAUGCGCUCCACAAUUUGUUCCUUAGAAUACUAUACCCCAUGGUGUCUCUCAAAAUGAUUAGACACGCAAAAUAUCUACAUAUAUUGUGGGUUAAAGUUAUCCAAUCUAUUCUUGUUAAUUUUUACUUUAAAAAGGGUGUUUCAAACGCGUACCUGAAUGAAUUGGGAUUGCAGGUGUUGACGAAAUUAGUUUCCCCUAUAGGUAAUGCAGCCAAUGACAAAUGCUAUAACGAGUUGAAGAUUCUAUCUCAAGAAGAAAUAAGUCUAAACGAAAUCAAUUCUAUUCCUUCAAAAUGGAUACAUGCUCACUUUGACGUAGUGAUGCAGAACCUCAUUUUAGUUUCCCUGCUGCAGCAUUUACAAUUCGAUCUGAAAUUGGCUUUCUAUGUAACUUUUUUGAAUGCCAUUCGUCCAGUGAUAAAGAGGGAACAGGUUCCCUCUGCAACUACAUUUGAUAUUGUUGAUAAUCUUCCGAUUGUGAUAAAGGAAUUGCUCGAUGGGACUAAUCCCACCUACAAAACGGUCUAUAAAAUUGUUUUGACACUCAAUGACACAUUUGAACCCUCCUUAUUAGUAAGGAGGGCGAAUGCCAAAAAUGAUCCAGAAGGCAAUGUUAAUGUGUAUUUAUCCAUACUAAAAUGCUCCAUAGGAUCAUUAUCAAUAACGGAACAAGAAGAGAUCCUUUCUUUAAUCAUUCGUUCCUUAAAGUCAACUAAACGCCUUAUUUUCAUUGCAGACUUUCUCAAGUUGGCAGACACCAGCAACGAACUUCACAGUUUUCUUGCAAGGACUUUAGAGCAAGGAAGAAUUGAUACGCAAAUAAGGACAAUGAAUUUAUAUGGGGAAAUUUGCAGAACUAUCAGAUGUAGCUAUGAGACAAUAACAAAAAUGUUGAUGCAAACGAUCAUUUCUUUAUCGUGCCGAGAAGAAAUGCAUGAAAGUUUAGUAAAUUUGCAAAUCGAAUUGUGGGAGACAAAUAAGGCAAACUACGUUUUGUUAUUGCUCAAGGAUUCCCCUUGUGAUACAGUUAAUCAAUUUAUUGUUGAUGCUAUCAUUCAUCGUCUCAAGAGCGGUUCGUCGUUUGAAAUGUUGAACUUUUUGGCCAAAUAUGAUUUUCUUAAUGAAUCGUUAUUAGAGACUACUACUGAGCUUCUAUUUUAUGCAAUCAAAAAACUUGACCCGGUUCAGUAUCGAGAAGCUUGUUUUUUGUUGGAAGCAUAUUUGAAAGAAAAAUGUACUCAGAUAGAUAGAGACUGUAAAUCUAAAGUUAUUGAUAACUUAGCAUCUGGGUGUUCUAGGUUUUUAGGUAUGAAUGUGGAUUUUGUGUUUUCAGAUUGUUCUAGUACAAAGUUGCAGCAGCAGCAGCAGCAGCAGCAGCAGUCAUCGCUGUCACCGCCAAAAGUGAGGUCAAAAGAAGCGAGCUUGGGGUCAAGAACUUCUGAUUUUGAAGCAAGCACACUGUUCCUUAAGAGUGAUGAAUCGCCAGAAACAUCUGGAUGUUUGCCGUCAUGCUCGUUGUCGAUUAUUCCUCGGGUUUAUGUUGGAAUUGGCACCUCAACACAACAGGACCUUAAUAACAUCGAUGUCAGCAAAGAAAAAAACACGGUUUCUCUGUUAGUUAACAAGGUUAAUUCCCCAAUAGCCGGCAGCGACAGCAGCAGCAGCAGUAGUAGCAACACGAUGUUUUCCAUAAGUAAUGAAAAUGAGCUUGCUUUACAAGACAAGAGAUCCAUUGAAGAUACUACCAGUGAUGAAGCCACGCUAGCAGAAGAUGAAUUACCAAGUCAGGUUAACUUGACGCAAACGAACGUUCAAGUCUCAAUUACUGGAAAAGAGAGCCAGUUGGAUACUUUUUGUGAAGAUGACAGUUUUAUUAAAGCAGAAAAAGUAGAGGAAGAACUCUCCUCCAACAGGAUAUUGUUGUCAAGCAAGCAGAAUGUGAAAGAAGCUGUUGGAUCCAUUGAAAUUGACAGUUUAACUGAUUUGAAUUCCGAGUUUGAUGAAACUAAGAAAUCUGAGCAAAAACAAUCUCUUGAAGAAAAGAGCUUUCAACGAAAACGCAGCUCUUCAAAUCAUGUUGAAAACCCUUCUUUGCCCUCAAAAAAGCAAAAGAGAGAAUCUUGCAAUGAUGCAAAACCCCACCUUAAAAGUGAAUGUCCUACUAUGAUUGGAAGAAAUAAGUGUACAGACACUAUUUCAUCUGAUGAAACACAAAAAGCAUCAACAUCUCCAAAGAGUUUGCCUCUUGUUAUUGACAAGAUGAAAAAGGAAGAAAGCAAUGCGGGAGCCGUUGUUGUAUCACCAGAUAAUACUAUUUGUGCGACUAAAUUGGAAGAAACCACCUGCACAACACCAUCUCUCAAAUCAGUUGUGGCAGAAGAAACUGAAUCUGAACUAGCAGAAUUGACAACACCGGCAGAGCCGGCCAUAGAUUUCAACUUCGUUUUGAAUGAUAUCGGAUCCUUGAAGCUAGUUCAGUUGCUCUCUCAAAUUCCAAAUAAUGAAUUGAGCAAAUUGAACAAUCACGACGCAUACGAAAUGGAAACACAGCUUCUCAAGUUUAUGAUUAAGUUAAGAGAACUGAGAGAACUGAGAGAUCAAUAA